Saccostrea cuccullata (small rock oyster) is the source of this 3301-nucleotide messenger RNA. Its product is annotated as Y+L amino acid transporter 2-like. Gene Ontology annotation, cellular component: membrane. Gene Ontology annotation, molecular function: L-amino acid transmembrane transporter activity. Gene Ontology annotation, biological process: amino acid transmembrane transport. The transcript is spliced from 10 exons. The coding region runs from base 222 to 1688 and encodes 488 amino acids. The record is from RefSeq and is a predicted model, not a curated record. NCBI's taxonomy places the organism in Eukaryota, Metazoa, Mollusca, Bivalvia, Ostreida, Ostreidae.
CCUUCGUAGUAUUUGACAACAUUCCCGCGAUAUGAAUGGAAGUGGUGUUGAUCUGUAAAUUGUUUUAAUCUAAACAACAUAAACAAGAUUUUUAGCUGAGUUUGAGACAAGAUAUAAGCUUUCUAUUGGACCCGUUUUGUGAUUUCUACUCAUUGUCAGUUUUAACUCCAUCAGUGUUCAGGUCCACGUGUACGCGGAGUGGGAGUGCAGCAACAUAAACCAUGUCAGGAAACGGCACCGUAAAAGUCCACCCAGACGACAAAGAAGUGGAAAUAGAAGAAGACAGUGCAGUUAAACUGAAGAAAGAACUUCACUUACACAAUGGUGUCGCGAUUAUUGUGGGGGUUAUUGUUGGGAGCGGGAUUUUUAUUUCCCCCAAAGGAGUACUCCUGGAGUCGGGGAGUGUGGGGAUGUCCCUCAUCGUGUGGGUGCUGUGUGGGGUCAUCUCACUUAUAGGGGCCAUGUGUUAUGCCGAGUUAGGGACAAUGAUUCUAAAAUCGGGCGCAGACUAUGCCUACAUUAUGGAAUCUUUUGGACACUUUCCUGCUUUCUUGUAUCUGUGGGUCGCUAUCAUGAUUAUCAUUCCCACGGGAAAUGCCAUCACAGCACAAACUUUUGCGUAUUAUGUACUAGAACCUUUGUUCCCUGACUGUGAGGCACCUGGGGAAGCAGUCAGUCUAUUAGCAGCUGUCUGUAUAACACUUUUAACAUUUAUAAAUGCCUGGAAUGUAAAAAUGGCAGCCAGAGUGCAAGAUGUAUUCACUGUAACCAAAGUCCUAGCAUUAGUCAUUAUUAUCAUCGUUGGAAUGGUCUAUCUAGUCAUUGGUGACAGAGAGAGUUUUGAGGAACCAUUUGAAAGUACAGAAACAGAAUUAGGAAGGAUUGCCCUGUCAUUUUACUCUGGACUCUUCUCCUACGCAGGAUGGAAUUAUUUGAACUUUGUAACAGAAGAAUUGAAAAAUCCCUACAAAAAUCUACCUCGAGCCAUUGGUAUAUCAAUUCCAUUAGUGACUGUUAUUUACGUGCUGGCCAAUGUAGCUUACUUUGCCGUCCUAACUCCUGCUGAAAUGAUUGCUUCUAAAGCCACUGCAGUGACUUUUGCUGGUAGGACCCUUGGUGUGAUGGCGUGGAUUAUGCCAGUAUUUGUGGCUUGUUCUACCUUCGGCAGUGUAAAUGGGGCCAUAUUUACUUCGUCAAGGUUGUACUUUGUGGGAGCCAGACAGGGGCACCUGCCAGAAUUCCUAGCCACUCUCAAUAUCAACUUGUUCACACCACUUCCAUCCCUCUUGUUUGGGUGCCUUAUGUCCCUGGUGAUGUUAUGUAGCCGUGAUGUCCAGGUCCUGAUUAACUAUGCUGCCUUUGUGGAGACAUUGUUCAUUACAAUCAGUAUUGCUGGCCUUAUCUACAUGAGAUACAAAUUCCCCGACAGAGAUCGACCCAUCAAGGUGAAUAUUCUGCUGCCGGUCUUUUUCAUCUUCAUCUGCCUUUUCCUUCUCUUCAUGCCUCUAACGAUCGAUGCUAAUGAGGUGUUAUGGGGCAUUAUCAUGGUACUGACUGGUGUCCCUGUGUAUCUACUAGGCAUCACGUGGAAAAACAAACCCAGGGCUUUCACUAGAUUUAUUGAUUCAUUCACGGUGUUAUCCCAAAAGGUGUUAAUGACGGUCCGAACAGACAUGAAAGAGGACUGAGAUCAAACCGAGUCAGGAGGAGAGAGAGGACUGAAAUUCAUCUGAGCCUGUGUGAGAGUGAUUUCAGCGGUGGGGGGAACACCCUAUUAUAUCUGUCUCUAUUGUUCUGCUUUUAAUUUUACACGUCUGUUAUUUUUUGCCGGUAUUCAGUUCAUUUUAACUACAGUUCCACAGGCUUGAUAAUGUUUAUAUAGCCCUGUAUAUAAAUCUUGUGAAGUAGAAUCUACUUCCUAAUAUAUCACUGUAUAGAAGUACUGGUAACUUUUUUGAAUCACAGUAACAUCAUUCCAAGUCCACAUACCCUAUUUAUUGUAUUUAUUCUCAGAUGUCCACAUUCUAUGGCGUAUGACUAAUAAAUUUUUUUAUUGAUUAAUCAUACCAAAAUGUAGGCUGCCUUUUGUGUUCUUUUAAACUUUUUGUCUUUUAUACAUAUUGUUUAAAAUAUUCUGCAUGGAUCUGAGAAUUUUUUUUUUUUUAUGUAAACCUUCAUCCCUAUAGAACUGGUUUGCAUGUUUAUAUUGUUAUGCAAGUGAAGUUUAGGGGGAUUACAUGACCGAAAUCUGGAACUCUUUGAUAUCCAUGAACAAGACAAUAUAUUUAGGAACUGAGUCUAUCCCUAUUACCUCAGUGAACAUUUUAUCAAGCACUAUGUAUUUUCACAAAUACCAUGAUGACCGUUUAUUGUUAAAUGUUGAUAUACAUUUUGCCUUUCUGACUAUACUUUCUGAGAGUCAAUGUUUAUGUAACUAACUUGUUUUAGCAAUAUAUUUACUUGUUUUGCAAAGUUGAUCAUGUUAAUUAUUUAUACUAUUAUUUGAUACUUACCUAAUGAUAUUUGAAUACUUGAAGCAUGAAGAAGAAAUAUUACCUUACAAAUUUAUGACUCGGAUUUGAUAUUAAUCAGAGCUUGUACUAUCAUCAUACAAUAUCACUGUCUUGAAUGGAUUGUCAGAAGUGUGCAUCUCAAUUCUACAUGUAUGUAACUGUUGUUAAGGAUAUUUUGAUUUUAAAAUUAUAUAUGAACAUAUGUAUGUUUUUAUGGAGCUCAAGAAGAUGCAUGUUUGAGUGUGCUUGUGUUAAAAUAGGGAUUGUUAUACUUACAGGUCAAUGUAAGCAUUUCCAAUUAAUUAGUACAAUGUACAUGCAUGGUCAUAAGUUGUUAGGCAUUAUGGUCAUUUUCAUAUGUUCGAACCUCUAUAUUUGAAUUUACUCAGACAAAUUUGUACAGAAGAAGACCAUUUCAGCAGCAAAUUAGUAGCAUAAUCCAACAUUUAUUUUAAUAAUUUGAAUGUAGAAUUCUACUGUAGUUUUUUUACCCUUAACUUUUCUUCAAUCUGUGGACUUGUCAUUGAUUUCCAAAUUGAAAUAAGUGUUUUAUUUUAUUUAGUAUAUGAUUUGUACAGCUCUUUUUCCAAAUAUGUAUUGCAAUGCAGCAAUUUCAGAUUGGCUUUUUUACCUGUAAAUAUUUUUUGUUGGAGUUCAUAUGCAAUGCACAAUGCUCCUUUCUUACUGAUAGUUUUCUGAGGUAUUUUUAAUUUAAAACCACAAUACCAUCAGCUGAUUUUAAGACAAAAUAUAAGCAUACAGAUAUCGAAUGAAGGGAAUCUGUACUA